Molecule: messenger RNA, 3272 nt
Organism: Labeo rohita (rohu)
Lineage: Eukaryota; Metazoa; Chordata; Actinopteri; Cypriniformes; Cyprinidae
Product: C-X-C chemokine receptor type 1
Exons: 2
Coding region: 117-1145 (342 amino acids)
Biological process (GO): G protein-coupled receptor signaling pathway; neutrophil chemotaxis; immune response
Cellular component (GO): membrane
Molecular function (GO): C-X-C chemokine receptor activity
Source: RefSeq, a predicted model, not a curated record
UUUCAGAAAAGUAACAGUCUGUCAGUAUCAAUUUUACUGAAUGGUCCCUGAACUCUAGAUUGCCUCAGCACUGUUAAAUCACAGGAAAUAAAAGUUGUAAGUCAAACGUCUUAAACAUGGAAGUUACUACUCCAGAUUACUUAUACAUUGAUUUGGUGACUCCCUGCCCAAACAACAUGCAGUAUAUGAACAGCAUGGUUUUGGUCUUAGUCUAUAUCGCAGUCUUCUGUCUGAGCUUGACGGGCAACACAGUGGUGAUCUUCGUGGUGUUUUGCAUGGAGAACCGCAGGACGUCUACUGACGUUUACCUGAUGCACCUGGCCAUCGCCGACCUGUCCUUUUCUUUAACGCUCCCAUUCUGGGCCGCCUACUUUCACUCCGGACAUUGGAUGUUUGGCACAGUUAUGUGCAAGCUGAUUUCAGGCUUGCAGGAAGCUACGUUUUUCUGCUGCGUCUUUCUGCUAGCAUGCAUUAGUGUUGAUCGCUACCUGGCCAUUGUAAAAGCAACCCAGUAUCUCAACCAUAAACGGCAUCUGGUUGGUAUAGUGUGUGCAGUGGUGUGGCUAUGCGCCAUUAUGUUAUCCAUUCCAGUUAUACUGCACCGUGAUUCCUUCCCACAUGGUGAUUCAGAUAUUCACAUAUGCCAUGACAAUAUGACCGCAGACAGCAUCGACAGCUGGAGGGUGGGUCUGCGGAUUAUCCACCACACUUUGGGAUUCUUCUGUCCAUUAGCUGUUAUGAUGUUCUGCUACGGUUUCACCAUGUGCACGCUUUGCCGCACACGAAACAGCCAAAAGCAGAAGGCCAUGCGGGUUAUCAUGUCUGUUGUGUUGGUUUUUAUCAUCUGCUGGCUGCCCAAGAACAUCCUAGAGUUAAUAGACAACCUGAUGCGAGCCGGCCAUGUGAUGGAAACGUGUGGACUGAGGGACAGGAUCGACGUGGCCUUGUACAUCACCCAGGCGUUGGCUUUCUCCCACUGUGCGAUAAACCCCAUCUUGUACGCCUUCAUCGGGAAGAAAUUCCGCAAUCAGCUCCUGACGUCCCUCUUUAAGAAAGGCCUGUUGGGGAGAGACGCAGUGUCGAAAUAUCGAUUGGGAUCUGUCUAUAGCUCUGGAAGCACUAGGCAGAUGUCAGUGACUCUGUGAUCAACUGUUUUCCUCUUAUAAAGCUAUUGCUUCUGGUAAGGAAAUAGUUUAGCCAGAAAUGCUAAUGAUUAUCUCAUCGCUGUUAUAAAAAUACAGCGUUUCCAAGUAAACCAAGUUCUGUUUUUAUGAAAGUUUAGAGUUAAAUGUAUAGAUAAGAGUAUGCGUGUGUAUCUGUAACUUGCUGUACCUCUUCCUGAUGAUAAUGAUCUUUGAAAGGUUUUUCUUUGGUUUGAGGCAACCUGCCAAGCUUGUGCUUUGAACGCUCUUUGUCCAUUAUCAAGUGAUCUGUUAUAAACACUCAGCAGAGCUUUCAGAUUUUUUUCGGAAAUGAGUAGUAGGAGAACGUAGAGAUUUUCUGUUUUGCAUAUUUUUUUAUCUUUAUUUUACAUGUAAUUUCUUUUUAUUUUUUAAGUCUGAGGUUGGUAAGAUUUUUAAAUCUGUUUUAAAGCAUCUUAUGCUCACGUAGGCUGCAUUUACUUGAUUAAAAAUACAGUACAACAGUAAUAUUGUGAAAUGUGUUUAAAACUGUAAUUUAUUCCUGUGAUGCAAAGCUGAAUUUAUCAUUACUCCAGUCUUGUCACAUGAUCUGUCAAAAAUCAUUCUAAUAUGCUGAUUUGCUGCUAGAGAAAUUCACUAUCACUAUCAGAUUUGUAAUGUUUUUUAAAGAAGUCUCUUCUGCUCAACAAGCCUGCAAUUAUUUGAGCCAAAGUACAGCAAAAACAGUAAAAUUGUGAAAUAUUUUUACGAUUCAAAAUAACUGUUUUCUAUUUGAAUAUAUUUUAAAAUAUAUUUUAUUCCGGUGAAUUUAAAGCUGAAUUUUUAGCAACAUUAGUCCAGUAACAUGAUCCUUCAGAAAUCACUGUAAUAUUGUCAAAAAACAUUUAUUAUUAUUAUUAUGUUUUUGAAAACAGCUGAGUAGAAUUUUUUCAGGUUUUUCUUAUCUGAAACAGAAGUCUUUUGUAACAUUAUAAAUGUCUGAUCACUUUUGAUCAAUUUCAAGCAUCUUUGCUAAAUAAAAGUAUUAUUUCUAUAAUAAGAAAAGCAUUAUUUCCAUACAUAAAACAGCUGUUCAUUUCAGAUAAAUGCUGAUCUUUGGAUCUUUCUAUGCAUCAAAGAAUCCUGAAAAGUAAUGAUGCUGAAAAUUUACUUUUGAUUACAGGAAUAAAUUAUAUUUUAAAAUAUAUACAAAGCAGGUAAAUAGUAAAAAGAACAGAAAUGCCUUCUUUAAAAGCAUUAAAAAACUGGAAGUGUAUAUAUAUAAAUCUUUCUGACCCCAAACAUUUGGAUAGAUUUAUUAGUUGCUUGUUUCAGGACAUGCUAUUUUUGUUCUUACUCUAAAAUAAUGUAAAAAGCUACUUAUGUUUUGGCUUCACAUGUGUAAAUAAAGUUGCUUUAGAAAACUCACACUUGUACAUUAAACUCUGUUUGAGUAAUCGGUCUGCUCCAGGUCAGGCAGUGACAUGGCUGAUUUCACUAACGUCUCUACUUCCUCUCCAACAGAGCAAAACAGAGAGAAGUGAAGCAACAUGUUUUCCUCCUUCAGCGGGAACAGCUCUAAAAAACACUACAACAUCAUGCACACACAAACAGAUAUACAAAAUAUAGGUAAACUGUAAAUGUGGUAUUAGGUUUUAUUCUCGAAAUUAUAUCAAAAAUAUAUACAAUCUGAUGAAUGUAUGGCUGUUUUGAUUAGGUGUUAACCGAGUUAAAAUUGCACCUCUACGUGUGACACGUCAUUCAUCGAUCUGGUUUGCAAAGUCUUGAGAAAUGGAAACAGGAAAAGGUGCUUUUGAAAUAAUGCUGUUCACUUCUGUAUUUUUGCAUAAACAAACUCUUCUGUAAUUCUUAAUGCUGUCUCCAGGUCAUAAUCUCAGGUUUAUCUUCAUUAUCAGUGUCAACCACAAUUCAACCUAUUAUCAGUGUGCCUUCUGUGUAAUUAAACAAUAUAUAUCCCAAUUUUAAUACAUAAAAAAGACUAAAAGAAGGGUUAGAGUUUAGGUAGUAAACAAACAAUCAGUGGAGAAUAAGGUGUAUGAACUAAUAAUCUAUUUCCAGCCUGUGUUUUUCUGUUAUUGUUUUGGUUUUGGUUCUCCAGGAGGGUGUAGGAUGUGGUUUCUCAAUCUUGUU